This is a messenger RNA of Chelonoidis abingdonii (Abingdon island giant tortoise), 718 nucleotides long. RefSeq names its product deoxyuridine triphosphatase (gene DUT). Gene Ontology annotation, molecular function: dUTP diphosphatase activity; magnesium ion binding. NCBI's taxonomy places the organism in Eukaryota, Metazoa, Chordata, Testudines, Testudinidae. The record is from RefSeq and is a predicted model, not a curated record. Gene Ontology annotation, biological process: dUTP catabolic process; dUMP biosynthetic process.
UGCACUGGCCGGUGAUUACCGAGGGCGGCUGCGUGCGCCACGCGAGGGCUACAGCCCGGCACCAGACAGCCCGGCCUUCGCGGCUGUUGAGCAGCUAGUUCCUCCCUCCCCCGAGCUGCAGCAGGCGCCAUGCUGGGCAAGCGCCUCUUCGGGCAGCUCCUCCGCCGACACAACCCCGCCGUGUCCCCCAGUAAGAGGCUCAAGGCAUCGGAGCCUGACUUGCGGCUUCGCUUCGCCAAGCUCUCCGAGAACGCGUCCGCCCCGUCCCGGGGCUCGGCCCGCGCAGCUGGCUACGACCUAUACAGUGCCUAUGACUAUGUGAUUCCUGCUAUGGAAAAAGCUAUAGUGAAAACUGACAUUCAGAUCUCCCUCCCUUCUGGAUGUUAUGGAAGAGUAGCCCCACGUUCUGGAUUAGCUGCAAAACACUUCAUAGAUGUUGGUGCUGGGGUCAUUGAUGAAGAUUACAGAGGAAAUGUUGGCGUCGUACUUUUUAAUUUUGGCAAGGAAGAUUUUGAAGUUAAAAAAGGGGACAGAAUUGCCCAGCUGAUCUGUGAACGCAUCUUCUAUCCUGAGCUGGAGGAAGUUCAAGUUCUGGAUGACACUGAACGUGGUACAGGUGGCUUCGGUUCCACUGGCCAGAAUUGAAGAGACAUGUUAGAUGUAAUAAAUUCUUACUGUACUUUGGAUUUUAUUGAUUAAAAGGUUCUUUUUAUAAACA